AUGGUAGCCAUUUCAAAGGAUACCAAAAUGCUUCUGACUCCUCCGUCGUCGACAAAGAAGCCAGUGGUUGAAUCAAAUGUCGGUAAGGUUACUCCUAGAAGGCUGUUUGCGAGGGGUAAGAGUGGUAGGAAGCCUAGGCUUAAAUCGAGGCCGGCUCCAUUUACAAUAUUUUCUAUAGAUGAUUACCUGAGUGGUAUAACAUCCGAGAAGCAUAGCAGUGAUGGUGCUGCUGAGUUUCUACGUUACGCAUUUCAAUACUCGAAGAAGAUAGUGGCUGUUGUUGGGGCGGGUAUUUCAGUAGCUGCAGGUAUACCUGACUUCAGGUCUAGUGAGGGUUUGUUUGAAACUUUGAAAGGUGAUUCUGUAGCAUCAGGUAAGGAGCUUUUUGACUUCAAUAGAGUUUAUUCAUCAGAUGAAAUGAGCAAAAAAUUUCAUUCGAUGAUAGUUGAUUUGCAUUCUUUAUCGCAAAAAUCGGAGCCAACAAAAUUCCAUCUCCUAUUGGAUCACUUAGCGUCACAACAACGACUUGUAAGACUUUACACACAGAAUAUAGAUGGCCUCGAUACAAGGCUUGAAAAUUUGAAGACUACAGUACCUCUAGAUAAACCAAUACCGACUACCAUCCAAUUACAUGGUAGUGUUGAUUAUAUGGAAUGUAAUCUCUGCGCCAAAAUAGAUUGUUUUAACCCUGAGGCAUUUGAAAAUGAAGGAGAAAUAAUACCGUUAUGCCCUCAAUGCAAAGAAUUCGACGAAGUACGGAAAGUUGCUGGAAUCCGAUCCAAAGGCCUUGGUAAAUUAAGACCAAGGGUUGUGUUGUAUAAUGAAGUUCACCCGGAAGGCGAUCUUAUUGGUCAAGUUAGCAAUAAAGAUCUAAAACAAAAAAUUGAUUUUCUACUCAUUGCUGGUACUAGUUUAAAGAUACCAGGAGUAUUACAAAUGUGUAAGAAAUUUAUUGAAAAAGUGGUAAAAAACAAAGGAAUUGUUAUUUAUUUCAAUAAGGAAAUGCCAACCCAAUCUCUCCUUAAAUCUUUAGGCCAUAUUGAUCUUAUUGUAUUAGGAGACUGCCAGAAUAUAUCAGAUUUACUAUCGCUGUAG
This is a messenger RNA of Nakaseomyces glabratus, 1095 nucleotides long. RefSeq names its product NAD-dependent histone deacetylase HST4 (gene HST4). The record is from RefSeq and is a predicted model, not a curated record. NCBI's taxonomy places the organism in Eukaryota, Fungi, Ascomycota, Saccharomycetes, Saccharomycetales, Saccharomycetaceae. Gene Ontology annotation, biological process: replication-born double-strand break repair via sister chromatid exchange; pericentric heterochromatin formation; regulation of DNA repair. Gene Ontology annotation, cellular component: nucleus; mating-type region heterochromatin. Gene Ontology annotation, molecular function: NAD+ binding; histone deacetylase activity, NAD-dependent.